GAAAACAAGUCUUCACGUUGCCGCGUGGACAAGCAAUGUAGAAGUAGUCAGGACAAAUUUCAGGAUUUCAAAAAAAUUUCAGUUCAUUCGAGGCUUCAGGUGGCAUCACUCAUGGCCCCGCCGUCGUAUCUGACGCCGACGCAGCGGUACGCCGCCGGAGCUCUGUUCGCGUUCGCUCUUCAUCAGGCUCAGAUCCACCAGACGCGCCCUCUGCGAUUGUCAUCACAAGAAGAAGAGUCGACGGAGGAGCGGACCAGCAGCGUCAGCAGCGCCGACUCCGUCUCCGACGACCCGGAUCUCUGGGUCCACGAAAACUCGGGUCUCCUCCCACCCGUUUUCAGGUUUCUGGAGAUUGAUUCUGCAGCAUGGUCUGGACUUCAGGAGAGUGCUGCUACUUCUCCUGCUAGCCAUCAUGUUGGAGCUUUCUUGAGGUUGCUUGCUGAAGAAGGUGGUCGUGAUGGUAAGGAUGCUUCAGAAAAUUCAGAUCAAGAGCUUGCGUUGUCAAAAGGUAUUGACGCUAUGGCGUCUAGCAUGGAAAAGGAUCACGAGUCUUCCCAGUCGAAGAUGGAAAAGCAUCGUGAAUAUGAAAAUGAAUGUCGCGAGAAGUUCUCCACAACUGAGGUGAAAGAGAACAUUGAGGCGGCGGAUGGGAAGUUGGGAACUUCACAGGAGAAAGGGUCCACAGCUGUGGUGAAGCAAAAAAGGGAAGAUGUGGAUGAGCAUUUGGAGAAGCUGAUGGAGAAAUGCUCCACAGCUAAUGUGAAACAAAAAAUUGAAGAAGUGGACUCGCAAUUGGAAAAUCUGCACGGGACUGGUGGUAAUCUGGUUAGGGUUAAAGACGCAGUUGUGUCUACCAGUGACAUUCGUGACAAAACUAUUGGAGAGUUGACAAUGCUCAGUUAUGAGAGGAAAGUUACAGUUCUCUAUGAACUUCUUACAGCUUGUCUGGCUGAUAAACGUGAAGAGAAGAAGAAAUGUACCCGUCGGAGAAAGGGUUACGAUGCUCGGCAUCGUGUAGCUCUGCGUUUGCUAGCAACUUGGCUUGACGUCAAAUGGAUGAAAAUGGAAGCCAUUGAGACAAUGGUUGCUUGCUCUGCAAUGGCAUUAGUAAAACAAGAAGAAGAAAAAGAAGGAACCCAAUCACCAAAAGACAAAUGGGCUAAAUGGAAGCGUGGUGGUAUCAUUGGUGCUGCUGCAAUAACUGGAGGAGCGUUGUUGACAAUAACUGGUGGACUAGCAGCCCCCGCAAUUGCUGCAGGACUUGGUGCUCUAGCUCCAACAUUGGGCACUAUCAUCCCAGUCAUUGGAGCAAGUGGGUUUGCCGCAGCUGCAACUGCUGCAGGAUCUGUUGCUGGUUCUGUUGUUGUUGCUGCAUCAUUUGGAGCUGCUGGAGCUGGACUCACAGGGAGCAAAAUGGCUAGAAGAACUGGAGGUGUCGAUCAAUUUGAGUUCAAAGCUAUUGGAGAAAAUCAUAACCAGGGCAGGCUAGCAGUCGAGAUCUUGGUUUCAGGAUUUGUGUUUGAUGAGGAAGACUUUAUGAAGCCUUGGGAGGGACAUGAUGACAAUUUGGAAAGGUAUGCAGUGCUCUGGGAGUCUAAGAAUUUAAUUGCAGUGAGCACUGCAAUUCAGGAUUGGCUUACCUCAACACUUGCAAUGGGUUUGAUGAAGCAAGGUGCAAUGAUGACUGUGUUAGGCACUCUUGUAACUGCAUUUGCUUGGCCAGCAACAUUACUUGCAGCUACUGCUUUUAUAGACAGCAAAUGGGCAAUUGCCGUGGACAGGUCAGACAAAGCAGGAAAGCUUCUUGCUGAGGUGUUACUAAAGGGAGUUCAUGGGAACAGGCCUGUAACACUUGUGGGUUUCUCACUUGGAGCACGAGUAAUUUUCAAGUGUCUCCAGUGUUUGGCAGAAACUGAACAUCAUGCUGAACUUGUAGAACGAGUUGUUCUGCUUGGAGCACCCAUCUCGAUUGCAGAUGAGAAAUGGGAAGCUGCUAGAAAGAUGGUGGCUGGAAGAUUUGUGAAUGCGUACUCCACAAAUGAUUGGAUGCUUGGGGUUGCUUUCCGUGCUAGUCUACUUUCUCGAGGAUUAGCUGGAAUUCAACCAAUCAAUGUUCAAGGGAUUGAGAAUGUGGAUGUAACGGACAUAAUUGAUUCGCACUCUUCCUAUCUUUGGUCUACAAAGCAGAUCCUGGAGCUGGUUGAACUGGAAGGCUAUUAUCCCGUUCACAGGAGCAUGAUUUGCAUAAAAUAAACUUUACCUUGUGCUACGUCACCUUCUUUUCUUAGUUUCAUUCCCAGUUUAUUAGUACGAGUUUCGUAUUUGCAAGGACCAAGAAGAGAGAGAACGCAACUGGAUCGAGCUUCUUGCUUCGUAUAUCUUCCAUAUAUUUGUAAGAGAACAAAAAAAGGUUCCAUUUUUUGUGAAUAAAAUGUGUACAUAUUGUGCCUCUUA
This is a messenger RNA of Malus domestica (apple), 2454 nucleotides long. RefSeq lists its product as uncharacterized. NCBI's taxonomy places the organism in Eukaryota, Viridiplantae, Streptophyta, Magnoliopsida, Rosales, Rosaceae. The record is from RefSeq and is a predicted model, not a curated record.